This is a messenger RNA of Dovyalis caffra, 1149 nucleotides long. The record is from the annotation of a GenBank genome assembly. NCBI's taxonomy places the organism in Eukaryota, Viridiplantae, Streptophyta, Magnoliopsida, Malpighiales, Salicaceae.
AUGUCCCACGUCGGAGAGUUGGGUAGUCCUAGACUGUCGGUUAUAGACUGGGCUAGUAAGAACCACGUUGAUUUUGAGUUUUUGUUGUUUAUAUGGGAUUAUGCUUCUCAAAAUUAUCAUGGUUCUGUUAAUUUUGAGAGCCUGAGAAAAGAUAUCAAACGGCAUGAAGACAACUUGAAAUUUUUGAAGUCGCAAGCAAAUCAUUUAGAUGAGUAUAUACUUGAUCUACAAGGUGCAGCAAAUGAAAAUGGUGCCCUUCACCCCGAGGAUAAAUUAAUAGAACAGAUAUUACACCAAGAGAGAUCCGCAGCUGGUAUAUUGUGCAAGGUAAAAUCUUACCAUGCAAUGCAGGCAUCAAAUUUGUCAUGGACAAAGGAUGUGCUAGGUAUUGUGGCUACCCUUGCUAGAGUUGAUAAUGAUAAUCUUAGUAGGCUUCUCUCAGAGUACUUGGGAUUGGAGACUAUGCUGGGAAUAGUCUGCAAGACAUUUGAUGGAAUUAAGGCUUUAGAAAAGUAUGAUAGAGAAGGCAAAAUAAAUAGCAUAGCCGGUCUGCAUGGUCUUGGGUCUUCAAUUGGGAGGAAAAUAGACGGUCGAUUUACUGCCAUUUGCGUUGAAGAUUUGAGGCACAAACCCCACUUAUUGCCGAAUACUGGUGGUUUCAUGGCCAAUGAUCCGCAAAAGAAACUUGCUCUUUUAAAGCCGAAGUUACUAAAUGGGAAGUGUCCUUCUGGAUUUAUUGACUUUGCAGUGAACAUGGUAAUUUUGGAUGAUCGGAACUUGUUUUGUGUUACUGCCAGUGGACAUGGUCUCAGAGAGACACUAUUCUAUAACCUAUUUUCUUACCUGCAAGUAUACAAUACUAGAACUGACAUGCUUUCUGCUCUCCCAUGCAUAACUCACGGAGCCCUGUCUUUAGAUGGUGGGAUGAUCAAGAAAAAUGGUCUCUUUGUGCUCGGCAGUAGGGAAAAUUUCGAGGUUAAAUUCCCAGUAAUCUCUAGCAGACCUGAUUUAUUUUCUAAUUAUAGUCAAAUCGAAGAUGGGAUCAGGAAGUUGAGAUGGCAACAGCAUCAUAUUGAGCAGGAUAUGCUAAGAGAACAACAGUUGUUGGAUAAAGCUAGGGCUGUCUCUUCAGGCAAACUGCAAGCAUGA